Penicillium argentinense is the source of this 771-nucleotide messenger RNA. RefSeq lists its product as uncharacterized. The record is from RefSeq and is a predicted model, not a curated record. Bases 1 to 771 code for a protein of 256 amino acids. NCBI's taxonomy places the organism in Eukaryota, Fungi, Ascomycota, Eurotiomycetes, Eurotiales, Aspergillaceae. Gene Ontology annotation, molecular function: peptidyl-tRNA hydrolase activity. The transcript has a single exon.
AUGUGCCUCCAAACCACCGCGGGAGUCGCAACAACUGUCGCAACAACACCCCGCCGCCUCCUCUUCAUCGCCUCAAUAGGCAACCAAAAACCCUACCGAAACACCCGGCACAGCGCAGGCCACCUCCUCCUCGACAAUCUCACGCCCCUCCUCCGCACCCUGCCCACGCCCGCGCCCUUCUACACAACAUGGUACAGCCCGAGUUACAUGAACGAGAGCGGACCGAAGCUCGUCCGGCAGUUGCAGAGGUGGUUUGAGAAGGUUGAUCAUGCAGGCAGUGUCGGGGGGUGGAUUUCGACUUCUGGUGUUGCGGUGCCCAUAUCGACACCCUCAGCUGGCGCUGGCGCUGGCGCAGCUGUGCCUCCCGAUAUGCCAGCAACACUGGUCAUCCUCCACGACGAGCUGGAGUCGCCACUAGGCAAGAUCCGUGUGAGGCGGGGCGGGCCGGAGGCGUUUAGUUUGCGCGGGCAUCGGGGGUUGAUUAGUGUUUGUGAGAGUUUGAGGGGGAAGGGGAUGUAUCCGUCCAGUCCCCGGCAGGAGAAGGGCACCCCGAAGGGGCAGGGGAAGAAGCAGGCUGCGGUGCGAGAAUUGUCAAUUCUGCGCGUCGGCGUGGGCAUUGGGAGGCCUGAGAGUCGGGGGAAGAAUGCGGUGGCGGAUUAUGUUCUUACGGAGAUGGAUGAGAGGGAGUUAGAGGCGGUGCGUAGGGCGGCGGCGCCCGUGGCGGAUGUUAUUGGGGAGGAGUUUUUCUUUGAGGGGAAGGGGGAUGAGUGA